AUGGCACGAAUUGCAGCUCUCCUAGGUCUAGCCACCAUCAUCACCCAAAGCUCCGCGCAUUUCCUCCUAAACUACCCCGCCACCUAUGGAUUCAACGAUGAUGCCGAAGGAACCGCUCCUUGCGGUGGAUUUUCCGUGGCUUACGAUCACAACGUCACCGAAUUCCACGUCGAUGGAGAUUCAAUUGCAAUGACCUCUACUCACCCAACGACAACAUGGCUGUUCCGAGCCAUGGUCGGAGAUGAUACCGCUGCCGCCAACUGGACCAAUCUUAUUCCCACCAUUCAACAAACCGGCCUAGGCGAUUUCUGCGAACCAACCAUCACCGUCCCCUCUACAUUCGCCGGAAAUAAGGGUGUCGUAAAUGUUGUCGCCGAUGGUCCAGAUGGUCUCCUCUACCAAUGCGCCGCCGUAUCCUUCGUCACCGGAGCCGCAACCGCCACCCCAACUGCAUGCAAAAACGCAACCGGUGUAUCAGCAAGCUACGCUGCCGAUUCGGCCCUCUCCAGCCUCCCCGCUUCCGCAACCGCAACCGCCAGCGAAACCUCCGGCACAGCUGCUGCGACCAGUUCCAGCGCAGCUGGAGCUUUGACAGUCGGACCUAUGGAAUACGGUGCUGUGGGAACGUUGAUGUGGGUUGGAAGUAUUGGUGUUGCAAGUUUUGCUGCAUUUUUGUUGUAA
This is a messenger RNA of Sclerotinia borealis F-4128, 681 nucleotides long. The record is from the annotation of a GenBank genome assembly. Lineage: Eukaryota; Fungi; Ascomycota; Leotiomycetes; Helotiales; Sclerotiniaceae.